AUGGCUCUGUACUACCCCACCGCCGUGGGCCUCAACAAGGACCACAAGGUGGCUAAGAACAGGAGCAUGCCGAGGCACAGCCGCUGCCUUGAGCACCUCACCAAGCACACCAAGUUCGUGCAGGACAUGAUCCGAGAGGUGUGCAGCCUUGCCCUAUACCAGCAGUGUGCCAUGGAGGUGCUCAAGGUCUCCAAGGUCAAGUGCACCCUCAAGGUCACCAAGAAAAGAGUAGGGACACACAUCCAUGCUAAGAAGAAGAGAGAGGAACUGAGCAAUGUCCUGGCAGCCAUGAGGAAAGAGGCAGCCAAGAAUGACUGAACC
Ailuropoda melanoleuca (giant panda) is the source of this 321-nucleotide messenger RNA. RefSeq names its product 60S ribosomal protein L36-like. Gene Ontology annotation, cellular component: ribosome. Bases 1 to 318 code for a protein of 105 amino acids. Gene Ontology annotation, molecular function: structural constituent of ribosome. Gene Ontology annotation, biological process: translation. Lineage: Eukaryota; Metazoa; Chordata; Mammalia; Carnivora; Ursidae. The transcript has a single exon. The record is from RefSeq and is a predicted model, not a curated record.